AUGGAGUUCGACGCGCGGUGGCACUGGCCGCCAGUGUGGCCUACACUUUUCUGUUGCGUCAGCCUUAUCUCGAGCUUGCUUAUGCUUCUGACUAUAUUCACAAAAAUGAUCGAUUUAAGGACCACUUCAAAACUUCAAUCUACAGGCUCAGCUCCAGGGGAUGGUUACCCGCCUGUUGAGCCACUUCUGGACUUUGACUGGAAGACCAAGGAACCCAUCAAAAUCCGACCAUUUAAACCAAAAUACAAUUUAACGAUGAGUAAGUCUCUUCUCUUCUUUGAUAAAUUUACUUUCACUGAUAUCUUGCAAGGCAUUCAAGAAACGACGGUGAACGAGCUUAUCGAAAUGGACAAGAACUACCUUGACCGUAUCAUGCUUCGAAGGAGGCUUAUGGCGGAUUACACUAAUACAGUACUAGCUGCUGAGGAUUCCGUCAAAUCAGCUGUCGAUGAGUUUUACACAUGGCUCGUUGGAACAUAUCUUCCAACAAGGUAUCCGCGUAUGUUUCAAAUAAUAUCUCCUCCUGGUGGCAACUCGUCUGUUCUACGGAACUUGGUCACCGGAGAAGAUUUAUCUAUGUGUUCAAGUGAGGCACCAAAGGAAACCCUUCGGGCUCUAGGUGGCCUUGUGGACGACGAUUUUCUAUUUUUGGUACCGUCGGAAGAUGGCGACAGCUUCACUUUGAAAGGCUUCGUCACUUGUUUCCCGAAUGGCUUUAAUACAUCCAAAAAGCUGAACAUGAAGCUUCGGGACAUCCACAAGCCCGUCCCAAACUAUAAAGAGAAGCUAGAGAAAAGCAUGGAUCGAUACUUUGCGAAGCUUAAACCUGGAAGGUUUAUAAAAAGAGCCAAUCUCUUCACCGCAUCUGGAAACCACCUAUAUGAGGGCGAGAAAAUUUCCCAGGAAGAGGUUAAUAUCAAACUUGCUCGGGUUCGUGUGGAGAGGCAAUUUCUGCAUCGACUUCCUCGAAGCCAAGCAAUUGUGUUUUCAUUCAAGACUUUGCUCUAUACCUUACCGGAAAUCAAGGAAGAAGGAUUUGGGGAUGAGCUGGCAGAUGCCAUAGACGGACUGAAUAAUGGAAAUGCGCCCGGCUUCCACUUUUAUAAGCGAGCGGCUGUCUGGGGAGCUUCGGCAAAGGCUUACCUUCAAAGCUAA
This is a messenger RNA of Penicillium cosmopolitanum, 1155 nucleotides long. RefSeq names its product heme-dependent oxidative N-demethylase family protein. Lineage: Eukaryota; Fungi; Ascomycota; Eurotiomycetes; Eurotiales; Aspergillaceae. Bases 1 to 1155 code for a protein of 384 amino acids. The record is from RefSeq and is a predicted model, not a curated record. The transcript has 3 exons.